GUGUGCAGAUUACAGGAGCCAGAGGAUGAAGAUGAAAGCUACCUGCACUCCGGAGACGCCACCAGCCCAGACAGCGGGGCACUUGUGCAGGGAAGGAUGUACUAAAUGUGGACCUGUGGACUCCCUAUGUCUGAGGAAAAUGGGAAUGCAAAGUGGAUUUACAUUGUGCUACCUGUUUUUUUUACUGAUGGUUACAUGUGUGAGAGGAUUUAUAUAUACUUGUGGUGGAACGUUAAAAGGAUUGAAUGGAACUAUAGAAAGCCCAGGCUUCCCAUAUGGCUAUCCAAAUGGUGCAAAUUGCACAUGGGUAAUAGUGGGAGAGGAACAAAACAGAAUCCAGAUUGCCUUUCAAUCAUUUGCUCUUGAAGAAGAAUAUGAUUAUUUAUCAUUAUAUGAUGGACACCCUCACCCUACGAAUUUUAGAACAAGGAUAACGGGAUUCCAUCUUCCUCCACCUGUAACAAGUACUGGAUCAGUGUUUUCGUUGCGUUUGACCAGUGACUUUGCAGUUAGCGCACAUGGCUUCAAAAUAUUUUAUGAAGAAUUACGGAGCAGCUCCUGUGGAAAUCCUGGAAUCCCACCCAAGGGUGUCCUGUCUGGCUCCAAGUUUGAUGUAGGAGAUAAAAUACGGUACAGCUGUGUAACAGGAUACAUUCUGGAUGGUCAUCCGCAGCUUACAUGUAUAGCCAAUUCAGCAAACACAGCGACGUGGGAUUUCCCUGUCCCUAUAUGUAGAGCUGAAGAUGCCUGUGGAGGCACCGUACGGGGAACCAAUGGAAUUAUAACGAGUCCUGGAUUUCCUAAUGAAUACUAUAACAAUGCAGACUGUACAUGGACCGUGGUUACAGAACUUGGAGACACCAUAUCACUUGUUUUUACUGAUUUUCAAAUGGAGGAAAAAUAUGAUUACUUGGAAGUUGAAGGAUCUGAACCGCAAAAAAUCAGGUUAUCCGGGAUGAAUGUGCCACCUCCGGUAGUCAGCAGCAAGCACUGGUUAAGGAUCCAUUUUGUUACUGAUGGCAACCAUCGAUACAGAGGAUUCAGUGCUCAGUAUCAAGGUUUCAGCAAAACUACUUCCACCGGUGAGUUGGAGGAGCAAAUUGAAGCUACUCCUGGUGCUGUAACACUUGCUCUCACUGCCGCUGAUGUUACUGUAUCCUGUUUAACUGCUAACCCCUACAAAAGAGAAGCAGAAGAACUUCAGGUACAAGUUGUUGAACACGUUUUGGAGUCAAGCAUAACCAAGGAGCUACUGCCUUCUCCAACAGCACAAACACAAAGCUUACGAAGACGACCAAGAAAUUCUGUACAGAUAGAAAGAACUAAAGAACUUGCAGGUGUUACUCAUAGAGUGAAAAGGUCCAUAGAUUAUAAAUCUAGAGGAUUUAAAUUGUUUCCAGGGAAAGACCUCAACAGCAAGUUUUCUAUCUUAAAUGAGGGAGGUAUAAAACAAUCAUCAAAUUUGUGCCCUGAUCCGGGAGAACCCGAAAAUGGAAAAAGAAUAGGCUCUAAUUUUAGCCUUGGUGCCACAGUUCUGUUCUCCUGUGAUGAAGACUAUGUUCUUCAAGGUGAGAAAAAAAUCACCUGUCAGAGGAUUGCUGAUGUCUUUGCAGCUUGGAGCGAUCACAGACCAGUGUGUAAAGUGAAGACUUGUGGAUCUAAUCUCCAGGGUCCAAGUGGAACAUUCAUGUCUCCUAACUUCCCGUUUCAAUAUGACAGCAAUGCUCAAUGUGUUUGGGUCAUCACUGCUGAAAAUCCCAACAAGGUUAUUCAGAUAAAUUUUGAAGAAUUUGACCUUGAGAUAGGUUAUGAUACACUGACAAUUGGGGAUGGAGGAGAAGUCGGUGACCCAAAGACUGUUUUGCAAGAGUUAACAGGAAGCUUUGUUCCAGAUUUAAUUGUGAGCAUGAACAAUCAAAUGUGGCUGCAUCUACAAACUGAUGACAGCAUUGGUUCAAUCGGAUUCAAGGUGAACUACAAAGAAAUUGAAAAAGCGAGCUGCGGAGACCCUGGAACGCCAUUAUAUGGUAUACGGGAAGGAGAUGGCUUUUCCAAUGGAGAUGUCCUAAGAUUUGAAUGUCAAUUUGGAUUUGAAUUAAUAGGACAACGGUCUAUAUCUUGCAAAGACAAUAAUCAAUGGUCUGCAAAUAUACCUAUAUGUAUAUUUCCAUGUCUAUCUAAUUUUACUGCACCGAUGGGAACUGUUCUGUCUCCUGACUACCCAGAAGGUUACGGGAAUAACUUAAACUGCAUUUGGACAAUUAUUUCUGAUCCAGGAAGUAGAAUCCAUCUUUCUUUUAACGAUUUUGAUUUAGAGUCCCAAUUUGAUUUUCUUGCUAUUAAAGAUGGAGAUUAUUUGGACUCUCCAAUAUUGGGAACUUUCACCGGUGCUGAAGUUCCGUCUCAUCUUACAAGUAACAGUCACAUUUUGCGGAUGGAAUUCCAAGCAGAUCACUCAAUGUCUGGACGUGGAUUUAAUAUCACAUAUAGCACAUUUGGACACAAUGAAUGUCCGGAUCCUGGGAUUCCUAUAAAUGCUCGUCGCUUUGGUGAUAACUUUCAGCUGGGAAGCUCAGUGUCUGUUGUUUGUGAAGAUGGAUUUAUCAAGACUCAAGGCACUGAAACCAUUACAUGUAUGCUAAUAGAUGGAAAAAUUAUGUGGAGCGGUCCAAUUCCUAGGUGUGAAGCUCCUUGCGGUGGCCAUUUUUCUUCUCCCAGUGGAGUAAUACUUUCUCCAGGAUGGCCUGGGUACUACAAGGACUCACUAAAUUGUGAAUGGGUGAUUGAAGCAGAAUCUGGACGCUCCAUUAAAAUUACAUUUGAAAGAUUUCAAACUGAACUUAAUUAUGAUGUGUUGGAAGUACACGAUGGCCCAAAUUUGUUAUCGCCACUCCUGGGAUCCUAUAAUGGCACGCAAGUUCCCCAGUUCCUAUUCAGCAGUGUGAAUUACCUAUAUCUACUCUUUACGACGGACAACAGCCGAUCCAAUAAUGGUUUCAAGAUUCAUUAUGAGAGUGUAACAGUUGAUACACAUUCAUGCUUGGAUCCAGGAAUACCAUUACAUGGUCAUCGCUAUGGCUAUGACUUCUCCAUUGGGUCUACUGUUUCAUUUGGCUGUCAACCUGGCUAUACACUUAGCCAUGAAGAACCCUUGUUGUGUGAAAAAAACCACUGGUGGAGUCAUCCACUGCCAACAUGUGACGCUUUAUGUGGUGGAGAUGUCAGAGGUCCAAGUGGUACAAUCCUGUCUCCUGGUUACCCUGAAUUUUACCCAAAUUCUUUAAAUUGUACAUGGACAAUAGAAGUCACCCAUGGAAGAGGAGUACAGUUCACCUUUCAUACCUUUCAUCUGGAAGAUCUUCAUGACUACUUACUAAUCACCGAAAACGGUAGCUUUACCCAGCCACUGGCACGACUCACGAGCUCCGAGCUCCCUGCAGCAAUUAACGCUGGUCUCUAUGGAAAUUUCAGAGCUCAACUGCGUUUUAUUUCAGAUUUUUCAAUAUCAUAUGAAGGAUUCAACAUUACUUUUUCUGAAUACAGUCUUGAACCAUGUGAGGAUCCAGGUAUCCCACAAUACGGAAGGCGGCAAGGUAAUCACUUUGCAGUAGGGGACAUGAUAACAUUUUCCUGCACAUCUGGAUAUCGCCUAGAUGGAGUGUACGAAAUAAUUUGCCUGGGCGGUGGACGUCGUGUGUGGAGUGCACCUCUGCCAAGGUGUGUGGCUGAAUGUGGAGCAUCUGCAACAAGUAAUGAAGGAAUUCUGCUGUCUCCGAAUUACCCAUUGAACUAUGAAAAUAAUCAUGAAUGUAUUUACAGCAUUCAAGUACAAGCUGGGAAAGGAAUCAAUAUUUCAGCCAGAACAUUUCACUUAGCAGAAGACGAUGUUCUUAAAAUAUAUGAUGGGAGAGACAAUACUGCUCACUUAUUGGGAGCCUUCACUGGAUCAUCUUUGAGGGGACUGACGUUGAGUAGUACAUCAAAUCAUCUGUGGCUGGAGUUUAACUCUGACUCAGAUGUGAAUGAUGAAGGAUUUCAGUUGGUUUACACAAAUUUUGAACUGUCACAUUGUGAAGACCCCGGAGUGCCUCAGUUUGGCUACAAAAUCAGUGACCAGGGACACUUCGCUGGCAGCACCAUAAUAUACGGAUGUAACCCAGGUUACACACUGCAUGGGAGCAGCCUGUUAAAGUGCAUGACAGGAGAAAGAAGGGCGUGGGAUUACCCUCUGCCAUCGUGUAUUGCUGAAUGUGGUGGCCGUUUCAAAGGAGAAUCAUCCGGCAGAAUUUUAUCACCUGGAUAUCCCUUUCCAUACGAUAAUAAUUUACGCUGCACGUGGGUAAUCGAAGUGGAUUUGGGCAACAUUGUAAGUCUUCAGUUCCUUGCCUUCGACACAGAGGCGUCACAUGACAUCCUUCGGGUCUGGGAUGGACCUCUGGACAAUGAAAUGCUACUAAAAGAAAUUAGCGGCUCUCUCAUUCCUGAAGGAAUUCACAGCACUCUUAAUAUUGUUACAGUACAGUUCGACACUGAUUUUUACAUCAGCAAAUCGGGAUUUGCAAUUCAGUUUUCAAGUUCCAUAGCUACAGCAUGUCGAGACCCAGGGGUUCCCAUGAACGGAACUCGGAAUGGGGAUGGUCGAGAACCUGGGGAUACUGUUAUUUUCCAGUGUGAUCCUGGCUAUGAGUUACAAGGGGAGGAAAGAAUUACUUGCAUCCAAGUCGAAAAUCGAUUCUUUUGGCAGCCCAGCCCUCCAUCAUGUAUUGCUCCAUGUGGGGGCAAUCUGACUGGUUCUGCUGGCUUUAUUUUAUCUCCAAAUUUCCCGCACCCGUAUCCACACAGCAGAGACUGUGACUGGACUAUUACAGUCAAUCCGGAUUAUGUGAUUUCCUUGGCUUUUAUCAUCUUCAGUAUUGAGCCAAAUUACGACUUCCUGUACAUUUAUGAUGGGCCGGAUGGUCACAGCCCUCUGAUUGGAAGUUUUCAAGACAGCAAAUUGCCAGAGCGAAUCGAGAGCAGCUCGAACAAUAUGCAUAUGGCUUUUCGAAGUGAUGGCUCCGUCAGCUUCACUGGUUUUCAUUUGGAAUAUAAAGCUAAGCUACGGGAAUCCUGCUUUGACCCUGGAAAUAUAAUGAAUGGCACUAGACUUGGCAUGGAUUAUAAACUUGGAUCCACCGUUACCUAUUAUUGCGAUGCUGGCUAUGUCCUUCAAGGAUAUUCAACGCUUACAUGUAUCAUGGGGGAUGACGGAAGACCUGGUUGGAACAGAAUGUUACCAAGCUGUCAUGCACCAUGUGGAAGUCGCUCUACUGGCUCAGAGGGUACCGUCUUGUCGCCUAACUAUCCCAAAAACUACAGUGUGGGGCAUAACUGUGUUUUUUCAGUUGCUGUACCCAAGGAGUUUGUGGUUUUUGGCCAGUUUGCCUUUUUCCAGACGUCUCUCCAUGAUGUAGUUGAGGUAUAUGAUGGAACAACUCAACAGUCACCUCUCUUAUCCUCCCUCUCAGGAUCUCAUUCAGGAGAGUCGCUUCCACUAAGUUCUGGUAACCAGAUUAUAAUUAAAUUUACAACUGUUGGACCAAUGACUUCAAAAGGAUUUCACUUUGUCUAUCAAGCCGUUCCAAGGACGAGUUCGACUCAGUGUAGCUCCGUGCCAGAACCGCGCUUUGGAAAAAGGAUUGGAAAUGAAUUUGCCGUUGGAUCCGUGGUCUUCUUUGAAUGUAACCCAGGAUAUGUCCUCCAGGGAUUAGUGUCCAUUAGAUGUGACACAGUGCCGAAUGCUUUGGCUCAAUGGAACGACACCCUACCAACAUGCAUUGUGCCCUGUGGAGGAAUUUUAACAAAGCGCAAGGGGACCAUUCUGUCUCCUGGCUACCCUGAGCCAUAUGACAACAAUUUGAACUGUAUAUGGAAAAUCACUGUGCCGGAGGGAGCAGGCAUUCAAGUGCAGGUUGUCAGUUUUGCAACGGAACAUAACUGGGACUCCUUGGAUUUUUAUGAUGGCGGUGACAACAAUGCUCCGAGACUUGGCAGCUAUUCAGGAACUACUAUCCCUCACCUGCUGAACAGUACAUCAAACAACCUGUACUUAAAUUUCCAAUCAGACAUCAGUGUUUCUGCAGCUGGCUUCCACCUGGAAUACACAGCAAUAGGUCUUGACUCUUGUCCAGAACCGCUAAUGCCAAGUAACGGAAUAAAAGUCGGUGACCGAUACAUGGUUGGGGAUGUGGUGUCAUUUAAUUGUGACCAAGGGUACUCCCUUCAGGGACAUUCUCACAUCACAUGUAUGCCUGGUCCAGUGAGAAGAUGGAACUAUCCAAUCCCGAUUUGCAUUGCUCAGUGUGGUGGGGCAAUGUCUGACUUCAGUGGCGUAAUACUCAGCCCAGGAUUUCCUGGAAACUAUCCAAGUAGUUUAGACUGCACAUGGACCAUCAAACUGCCCAUUGGAUUUGGUGUGCAUCUACAAUUUGUCAAUUUCUCCACCGAAACAAUACACGAUUACCUAGAAGUACGGAGUGGAUCUGCAGACAUCGGCUCGGUAAUUGGCAGAUUAAGUGGCCCUCAGGUACCUGCCUCGCUGUUCAGCACAACCCAUGAGACCAGCUUGUAUUUCCAUAGUGAUUAUUCUCAGAACAAACAGGGAUUUCACAUCAUUUAUCAAGCGUACCAGUUACAGAGCUGUCCAGAUCCCCGCCCAUUUCGCAAUGGAUUUGUCAUUGGAAAUGACUUCACCGUGGGACAUACUGUAUCGUUUGAGUGUUACCCUGGCUAUUCGUUGAUUGGAGAAUCUGCCCUCACCUGUCUUCACGGAGUGAGCCGCAACUGGAACCAUCCGGUGCCUCGCUGCGAUGCUCUCUGUGGAGGGAAUAUAACAGCAAUGAACGGAACUAUUUUCUCUCCCGGAUACCCGGACGAGUACCCCAACUUUCAGGACUGCCUGUGGCUGGUCAAAGUCCCACCAGGGAAUGGGAUAUAUAUCAAUUUCACAGUCCUUCAAACUGAACCUAUUUAUGAUUUUAUAACCGUAUGGGAUGGGCCAGACCAAAGCUCCCCUCAGAUUGGGCAAUUUAGUGGCAACACGGCGCUGGAAUCUGUUUAUAGCACUUCCAACCAGGUCUUGAUAAAGUUCCACAGUGACUUCACAACCAGUGGUUUCUUCGUUCUCAGCUACCACGCCUAUCAACUGAGGAUUUGUCAAUCACCCCCACCGGUACCGAAUGCAGAAAUAUUGGCAGAAGACGAUGAAUUUGAAAUAGGGGACAUAAUACGCUAUCAGUGCGUUCCCGGUUUUACCUUAGUGGGCAAUGAGAUCCUGACCUGCAGACUGGGCGAGAGGCUUCAGAUGGACGGAUCGUCACCUUCAUGCCAAGUCUUGUGCCCGGCCAAUGAAAUGCGUCUGGACUCGACAGGUAUCAUACUGAGUCCCGGCUAUCCUGACAGCUACCCAAACCUUCAAAUGUGUGCGUGGAGCAUUAGCGUGGAGAAAGGAUACAAUAUAACCAUAAUCUUUGAAUUCUUUCACACCGAAAAGGAGUUUGACGUGCUUGAAGCUUUUGACGGACCAAACAGUCACUACCCGCUGCUCAUUUCCUUAAGUGGGGAUUAUUCAUCUACUUUCAAUAUAACGAGCAGUGGACAUGAGGCUUUUUUACGGUGGUCGGCAGAUCACGGGACCAACAAGAAAGGAUUCAGAAUACGAUAUAUAGCUCAGUACUGCAGCACUCCCGAGUCUCCUCCACACGGAUUCAUUGUUAGUCAAACAGGUGGACAGCUGAAUAGUAUGGUUCGCUGGGCUUGUGAUCGAGGAUUCAGACUCAUUGGAAAAAGCACGGCUGUCUGUAAAAAAGCUCCAUAUGGUUAUUAUUCCUGGGACGCGCCCGUACCUGCAUGUCAAGCAAUAUCGUGUGGGAUUCCAAAGGCUCCUGUAAAUGGAGGAAUAUUGUCUACUGAUUACUUAGUGGGUACAAGUGCCAAUUAUUUCUGUAAUGAUGGGUUCAAGUUAUCAUCCAAAGAGCUCACUACAGCCAUUUGCCAGCCAGAUGGCACAUGGAGUAACCAUAACAAAACACCUCGCUGUGUAGUUGUUACGUGUCCAAGCAUCAAUUCUUUCACCUUGGAACAUGGAAGGUGGCGCAUUGUCAACGGAUCCCACUAUGAAUACAAGACAAAAGUCGUCUUUAGCUGUGAUCCAGGCUACUUCCGUUUGGGGCCAGCGUCUAUUCAGUGCCUUGCCAAUGGAACGUGGAGUUGGAGAAAUGAGAGGCCACACUGCCAAAUUACGUCAUGUGGAGAACUCCCUGUGCCACCCAAUGGCAAAAAAAUAGGAACGCAAACCACAUUUGCAUCAACAGCAAUAUUUACCUGUGAGACAGGUUAUAUGCUGGUAGGGUCAGUGGUGCGCGAAUGCUUGUCUUCUGGUCUUUGGAGCGGCACUGAAACUAGGUGUUUAGCUGGUCACUGUGGAACACCAGAACUAAUUGUGAAUGGGCAAGUUAUCGGAGAGAACUAUGGAUACAGAGACACUGUUGUUUAUCAAUGCAACCCUGGUUUUCGCUUGAUUGGGUCAUCGGUGCGAAUCUGCCAGCAGGAUCACAACUGGUCUGGUCAGCUGCCAUCUUGUGUGUCCAUCAGCUGUGGGCACCCCGGCAGCCCAAUCUAUGGGAGAACCAGCGGCAACGGUUUCAACUACAAUGAUGUUGUGACUUUCUCUUGUAACAUGGGAUAUGUUAUGCAAGGACCGACACGGGCGCAGUGUCAGGCCAAUCGGCAGUGGAGUCACCCCCCUCCUAUCUGCAAAGUGGUGAACUGUACGGAUCCUGGAAUUCCUGAAAACUCCAUCCGGGAGAGUAAAAUAGAACAUGGUAACUUCACUUAUGGAACCGUGGUAUUUUUUGACUGCAAUCCAGGUUACCAUAUAUUUGGAUCUUCUGUGCUGGUUUGUCAACCGAACGGACAUUGGGACAAGUCACUCCCAGAAUGUAUUAUGAUUGACUGUGGCCACCCCGGAGUCCCUCCAAAUGCAAUUAUUUCUGGAGAAAAGUUUACCUUUGGCUCUACUGUUCAUUAUUCUUGCACUGGAAGGAGAACCGUAAUAGGCCAUUCUACGAGGACCUGUCAGUUAAAUGGGCAAUGGAGUGGAUCCCUACCUCACUGCUCAGGUGACGCUGCAGGUUGGUGCGGAGAUCCCGGAGUGCCUGACCAUGGAACCAGAGAAGGAACAGAAUUAAGAACAAAAAAUACCAUGAAAUUUAACUGUGAUGUUGGCUACGUACUUAAUGGGGCACAAGAACGGACUUGUCUGAGCAAUGGGACAUGGACAGGAAAGCAACCAGAAUGUAAAGCUGUACAGUGUGGGAAUCCCGGAACAACUGCAAAUGGAAAAGUGUUUCGUAUCGAUGGGACAACAUUUUCCAGCUCAGUAACAUAUUCUUGUGUGGAAGGCUACAUUCUUUCUGGCUAUAAUAUCAGGCAAUGCACAGCUAAUGGAACGUGGUCAGGAGCAUUGCCCAAUUGCACAAUUAUAAGCUGCGGAGAUCCUGGUAUCCCAGCUAAUGGCAUUAGGUAUGGAGAAGAUUACAUAGUUGGGCAAAAUGUUACCUAUAUUUGUCAACCAGGGUACAUUAUGGAUCCCAAGAGCUCGGUUACACGCAUGUGUACAAGCAAUGGCACUUGGAGCGGCAUUAUCCCAGUUUGCAAAGCCGUUACUUGCCCAUAUCCACCUCAGGUGUCUAAUGGGAGGCUAGAGGGAACAAACUUUGAUUGGGGCUUUAGUAUCAGUUAUGCCUGCCUUCCAGGUUAUGAACUAUCCUUUCCAGCAGUAUUGACCUGUGUCGGCAAUGGGACAUGGAGUGGAGAAGUCCCGCAAUGUUUACCAAAGUUUUGCGGUGAUACCGGGAUUCCUUCUAACGGCAGGCGAGAGGGCAAGAGCUUCAUUUUUCAAUCGGAAGUCUCUUUCGUUUGCAACCCGCCCUAUAUCUUGGUUGGCUCUGGCACAAGGAUAUGCCAAGCAGAUGGUACUUGGAGUGGCUCACCUCCGCGGUGUAUAGAGCCCACUUUGACAUCUUGUGAAAAUCCAGGAACCCCUCGCCAUGGUUUCCAAAAUAAUACCUAUGGAUACCAGAUGGGAAGGGUGGUUCAGUUCUCUUGUAAAAAAGGUUACCUCCUGCAUGGAUCCACCAGUCGCACCUGUCUUCCUGACCUCACCUGGAGUGGAAUCCCAACUGAGUGCAUUCCCCACAGCUGCAAGCAGCCAGAAUCUCCAUUACAUUCAAAUGUAGUUGGAAUAGAUCUUCCGUCACUUGGUUAUACAUUAAUUUACACUUGCCAGCCAGGAUAUCUUCUCUCGGGAGGGACUGAACACCGAAUUUGCCAGCCAGAUAACACAUGGAGCGGAAAAGUUCCAGUUUGUACAGCGGGAUCUAAGUCGUUUGAAAAUAAAACAAAACCUGUUAUGGGAACUCCAAGCCCAAAGCUAAGUGUUCCAGAUGAUGUAUUUUCUCGAAAUUAUAUGUGGAAAGGAUUUUACAACUUAAAAGGAAAGAAUCAACCAAUGAAUUUGACAGUUAACAGCUACAAUGUAUCCACAGGAAAGGUGAAUGCGACACUUAUCAAUAGCAACACCGAGUUUCUUCUUUCAGGGGUUUACAAAAGUCAGGAAGCUCGAUUGACUCUGCACAUAAAUUCAGUAAAAACUUCAGCUCACACCUCCUUAAGCAGAAUGAAAGACGAGAAAUGGGCAAUGGAUGGAUUUGUAUCAGCUGAGCCUGAUGGAGCUACAUAUGUGUUUCAAGGGUCCAUUCAUGGGAAAGAUUAUGGACAAUUUGGACUAAGAAGUAUAGUAAUGAACAUGUCAGAGGAUAAUUCUUCAAAUCAAUCGCUUGGAACAAACAGCAGCUCUGUCGCGAUCGCUAUCCUGGUGCCUUUCUUCGCCCUCAUUUUCGCCGGCUUUGGUUUCUAUCUCUAUAAACAAAGGACUGCACCUAAAACACAGUAUACGGGAUGCGCCGUACAUGAAAAUAACAAUGGACAGGCAGCUUUCGAAAACCCAAUGUACGACACCAACGCAAAAUCCGUGGAAGGAAAAGCAGUACGAUUUGACCCAAAUUUGAACACUGUUUGCACAAUGGUAUAAUGCUGGAAGACUCUUAUUCCUAAAUCUGGAAAUAUGAGACGUACAGCUGUGCCCUAUCCGGUUCACCGCUACUAUUAAAGCACAUUUUUAAGAACACAUUGGGGUCACAUUUACCCGUGUAGGGAGAGAGAAGAAAGAAGACAGAAAAGAAGAAAAAUCCGUACUGAAAAUAACCGGAAAUGACUCUUCGCGUGCAACAUGGGAAAUUUUUCCAGCAUAUCCACUGCACUCUGUGAGUGCUUAAUUACAAUUUCUUUUCUUUUUUUUUAAAAAGGAGAUUAAUCUAGACUCGAAACUUAUUUGCAUAUAUCGGAGGAGGAUCCGCUCUCAGUAUUUACUGUGCUUUAUAAACUAUAAUAAAAGGUCUGGAACAAAAUAAGACAAACAAAAAAACAAACAAACAAUGAUAUAUGGUAGAAAAUUGCUAUAAUUACUGGAGAAAAUAAGAAAUACUGGUAUUAGGUAUAUUGCAUUCUUGGGCUUUGGCAUCCUAAUCACAAAUGAGGGCCUCAGAUGUUCCAUUUUGCAUCAAUUUUUUUGAAACCUAUAAAAUACAGGUGGUGUUUAUUUUAUAUUGACAGGCACUUAUAUACCCAUUGGGUCGGUGAGGAAUGGGGACAAGUUUUAUAAAUACAUUUGUAGCAAGACACUAAUUAAGUAACCAGGGGGUGCUAUUCAGUUCCGUCAACAGUAGGAACAUCCAUCCCCUCCCCAGAAUCUUUUACAGUUUGUUUUCUACUAUAUGCGACUCACCAUUAGUGAGCCUUGUUCAUAAAAUAAUGUUAACUGAAAUAUCCCAUGCUAUGCAUGUUAUGGUUAACGAUAUAUGUAUAGGGAACAUAUUUUAAGAUAUCCAGAAAAUGAAUAAGCAUCUCAGUUAAAUGAUGUUGAGUAUCCUAAUAAACUUCGAGCUCUACACUACUUUCUGUCCUGCACAUACCAUUGUUUGCAGGACGUUGCGAUCUGGGGACAGAAGAAGCAUUAUCUGUCGGUUUUGGGUUAUGCCCACUGCAAACAGGUUUGACAUGGCAGGUUGCGGAUGAGUGGUUAAUUUUGUCCCAAUUUUUUUUUUUUUUAAUUCGGGAAUGUUGGGAGUUUGACCUUUAUACUGAAAAGGUAGCUGUAAUAGAGAGAUAUUGUUUAAUAAAAUGCU
Pseudophryne corroboree (corroboree frog) is the source of this 12284-nucleotide messenger RNA. It is a transcript of the gene CSMD3, whose product is annotated as CUB and Sushi multiple domains 3. Bases 26 to 11131 code for a protein of 3701 amino acids. The record is from RefSeq and is a predicted model, not a curated record. The transcript is spliced from 71 exons. Lineage: Eukaryota; Metazoa; Chordata; Amphibia; Anura; Myobatrachidae.